ACGAAUCGUUCGCAGAAGGUGAAUGAGACAAGAUGAGUAGGAUGUGUGAUGGAAACCGUGCGCUACAUCCAAUGAUUUGUGAAAACGUUCUUGUAGAGGUGACAGACUUCUAGUUACAUUUCACAGUUGAGAGGUCUCUGGUUAACUGUUCAUGUCCGCCUUCGCCGUUUAUUUUUAUUUUAAUUAUUCUGCACGCCGCGUUGCUGUUUGCUAACCCGAGCCGUAGUCACUAGGAUACUCUCAGCUAGUUUCAAUUCAAGACUCUGUGACAAAGUAACCGCACGGGGGACGUGGUCGGUGCAAAGAAAGUAGUAGAACUUAGCAACUAACAGCUGAGCUUUCCGUUGGAAAAAAAACAAACAAACUGGCUAAACACGGAUCCCACUCGGAAUCUGCUUGCUAGCUAAAGUAGCUAGCUACAACGCCUGAGUGGAUGUCAGCUCCUGGGACCCCAUGGUCUGGCAGUAGCCAUGGAAACCAUGGCGUUCUCUGCUCCACACCAGAAUGGUGAGGUCCACAGGAGCAGCCACAAGCCGGCGCUCACCGUCCAUCUUUACUAUGAUAGGCACAACAAGCAGCGCUGUGCCUCCCUCAGCUACCCACCAGGGGAAUAUGUCGCUGAGGAGAUUUGCAUUCAUGCUGCAAAGGAGUGUGGUGUGACACCUGUCUAUUACAACCUCUUUGGACUCAUGAGAGAGAGUGAUGGUAUAUGGUUCCCACCCAACCACGUCUUCCGUCUGGAGACUUCAGCUGAAGAGAGCGUGCUUUUUAGGAUCAGAUUCUACUUUCCUGGCUGGUACAACUCUGGCACCUACAGGGCAUUUCGCUAUGGCGUCACGAAGAGUUCUGAAAGUCCGGUGCUGGACGACUGUGUUAUGGAGUACCUCUUUGCCCAGUGCCAGAGCGACUUUGUGAACAGCCGGGUGAAGGUUGCAAUCAGCCAUGAGACACUAGAGGAGUGCCUGGGCAUGGCAGUCUUGGACAUCAUGCGGGUGGCCAAGGAGAACGAGAAGUCCCCACUGGACAUCUACAGCGCCACCAGUUACAAGUCCUUCCUGCCCCAGAACGUACGAGCCUGUAUCCAGGACUACCACUUUGUGACCCGGAAGCGCAUCCGCUACCGCUUCAGGAAGUUCGUUGAGCAGUUAAACCUGUGCAAGGUGACGGCCCGUGACCUGAAGCUCAAGUACCUCAUCAACCUGGAGUCACUCCAGUCUGCCUUCUACUUGGAGCGCUUCCAGGUGAAGGAGCCCACGAUAGGGCAGGUCACUGUUAUUGUCACCGGCAACGGUGGCCUCCAGUGGACUCGUGACAGCCAGACAGCCUCGGGGUCAGAGAAGGAGUUGCAGACGUAUUGUGAUUUCCCAGAUAUCAUUGACUUAAUCAUCAAGCAGCCCAACAAAGAAGGGGUCAGCAGUAGUCAUACUGUCACUAUCAAUAGACAGGACAGCCAGACACUGGAGCUAGAAUUCCCAUCUGCUGCUGAAGUCCUCUCCUUCGUGUCACUCAUUGACGGAUACUACCGGCUCACUUGUGAUGCCCAUCACUACCUCUGUAAGGAGGUUGCUUCGCCCAGGCUCUUGGAAUCUCUUGAGAGCUACUGCCAUGGCCCCAUAACGAGUGAGUUUGCCAUAAGCAAGCUUCGGAAGUGUGAGAAUCACAAAGGCCUUUACAUCUUGCGCUCAAGCCCCAAAGAGUUCAAUAAGUACUUCCUGUCCUUUCCUGUAGCGCUAGUGGAUGGAGCUAUGGAGUAUAAGCACUGCCAAAUCACCAUGACAGAAGACAGGAAGUACAGUCUCUGUGGGGCGAAGAGGAGCUUCUGCAGCCUUCGAGAGCUGCUGGCCUGUUACCAGAAGGAGACUGUGCACUGCGAUGGCUUUGACUUCCGGUUUACCCGGUGCUGCCCUCCAAAAGCCAAAGAAAAGUCCAAUCUGCUGGUUUGUCGGAGCAACAGGAGCACAGAAACUUUGCUCUCCUCCUCAAUACAUAGGCACAACAUCAGCCAAAUGGUGUUCCACAAGAUCCGCAGGGAAGACUUAGAAAUUAACGAAAGUCAGGGCCAGGGAACAUUCACAAAGAUCUUCAGAGGAAUCCGCCAAGAUCUGGGAGACUAUGGAGAGAUGCACAAGACAGAGGUCAUUUUGAAGAUCCUUGACAAGGCACACCGAAAUUACUCAGAGUCCUUCUUUGAGGCUGCCAGCAUGAUGAGUCAGCUGUCUCACAAGCACUUGCUAUUGAACUAUGGUGUCUGUGUCUGCGCAGAAGAAAAUAUAAUGGUGCAGGAAUAUGUCAAAUUUGGUUCCCUGGACACAUACAUGAAGAAGAACAAGAACUCUGUGGACAUUGCAUGGAAAUUGGAGGUGGCCAAGCAACUGGCAUGGGCCAUGCACUUCCUGGAGGAAAAGAAGAUUGUACAUGGGAACGUCUGUGCCAAAAACGUCCUGCUGACCCGAGAGGAGGACCGUAAGAAUGGGAAUCCUCCCUUCAUUAAGCUGAGCGACCCAGGCAUCGGCAUCACUGUGCUGCCCAAAGAAAUUUUGAUAGAGCGAAUACCUUGGGUGCCCCCUGAGUGCAUAGAGGACCCCUGGAGCUUGAGCCUUGCAGCAGACAAGUGGGGUUUUGGCACCACGUUGUGGGAGAUCUGCAGUGGUGGAGAAAAGCCCCUGGGUGUGUUGGAUUGCUUCAAGAAAAAGCUGUUCUACGAGGACCGGCAACAGCUACCUGCCCCAUCGUGGACCGAGCUAGCCAACUUAAUCAAUAACUGCAUGGACUACCAGCCCAUGUUGCGGCCCUCCUUCCAGGCCAUCAUCCGAGACCUCAAUUGCCUUUUCAUCCCAGAUCAUGAGCUGCUGGCAGAAAGCGACUUGUUACCGAACCGGACUGUGGGGUUUGGGUUUACUGGUGCGUUUGAGACCCAUCAGACGGGCCAUUUUGAAGAACGACACUUGAUAUUCCUACAGCAGUUGGGCAAGGGUAACUUUGGCAGUGUGGAGAUGUGCCGAUACGACCCCCUCCAGGACAGCACAGGUGAGGUGGUGGCCGUGAAGAAGCUGCAGCACAGCACAGCGGAGCACCUGCGUGACUUUGAGCGCGAGAUCAAGAUCUUGAAAUCUCUCCAGCAUGAGAACAUCGUCAAGUACAAGGGAGUGUGUUACAGUGCAGGUCGGCGAAACCUGCGGCUCAUCAUGGAGUACCUUCCCUUUGGCAGUCUGCGGGAUUAUCUCAUAAAGCACAAGGAGUUAACUGACCACUCAAAGCUCCUGCACUACGCCUCGCAGAUCUGCAAGGGGAUGGACUACCUUUCUUCGAAGCGCUACAUCCACAGGGACCUCGCCACUCGCAACAUCCUGGUUGAGAGUGAGAACAGGGUGAAGAUCGGGGACUUUGGCCUCACCAAGGUCCUGCCCCAGGGCAAGGACUACUACAAGGUCAAGGAGCCAGGGGAGAGUCCCAUCUUCUGGUAUGCCCCAGAGUCUCUGACGGAGAGCAAGUUUUCCGUGGCAUCUGACAUCUGGAGUUUCGGUGUGGUGCUCUAUGAGCUCUUCACCCACAGCAGCAAGAGCUGCAGUCCACCCACCGUCUUUAUGGGCAUGAUUGGGGCUGACAAACAGGGACAGUUGAUUGUAUACCACCUGAUUGAGCUCCUGAGAUCAGGUGUACGGUUGCCCCAGCCAGCAGGUUGUCCUGAUGAGAUAUAUGAGAUGAUGGAGGACUGUUGGAACAAGGAGCUGUCCCUCCGACCAGCCUUCAGGGAGCUCUCCCUCCGGGUGGACCUGUUGCGGGAUGGCAAGGAAAGCUGAGCACUGUGGAACACCCCCCCCAGUCGCACAAGUGAAAUUUUAUAGCAGCGGGCCUCACGAUGAAGGACUGGCACAGACACUCGGGGGUUCCCUGUUGCGGGUUCAGGGUACAAAAACAGCCACUUGAGUAAUGUCCUCUUGUGGGUUAUGUUCCAGCAGAACUGAAUACACAACCCUCUCCCACUGCCCUCAAGAUCUGAGAAAUCAGAGAAUUGUUUUUUUGUUUUUUUUUUUUUAUUUUAUUUUAUUUCAUAUUUUUUGUCUCCCCCCAUUGUACUUCCCUGUGUUUCACUCUCCAUCCUAUGACAGUGCUGGUUGCACUUAGUGAUGGAAAAGUAACAUGUUUAUAUACUCCCUUGAAGAGGUGUUUUUUUAUAUACUGAGUACACUGCUGAUUGUUGCUGAGCAGUCAUAAAGCAGUGAAUGUAAAUGAAGCACUUAAUAUAUUGCAAAUUUCUUGUAAAAUACAAAAUGAACAAUUUUAAUUGUUUUCAUUAUGUACAUGCUGUCAGAUUAAACGGGAGGAUUCUGUGUACGUAGCUUGAAUUUCUUUCCUGUUUUUAAUUUUUCCUUUUCUCCAGUUCUGUGUAAGACGCCCUUGAUGCUGAUGCUCCCCCCCUUCACCAACA
This is a messenger RNA of Scleropages formosus (Asian bonytongue), 4429 nucleotides long. RefSeq names its product Janus kinase 2b (gene jak2b). The record is from RefSeq and is a predicted model, not a curated record. Lineage: Eukaryota; Metazoa; Chordata; Actinopteri; Osteoglossiformes; Osteoglossidae. Gene Ontology annotation, biological process: intracellular signal transduction; cell differentiation; growth hormone receptor signaling pathway via JAK-STAT. Bases 471 to 3800 code for a protein of 1109 amino acids. The transcript has 24 exons. Gene Ontology annotation, cellular component: cytoskeleton; cytosol; membrane. Gene Ontology annotation, molecular function: ATP binding; growth hormone receptor binding; non-membrane spanning protein tyrosine kinase activity.